CUGUACACACUAUCUUUUCGGUAAUAAUUAAGAAGAGUUGGGCUUUACAACUGUGUGUUGACUUUGAAGUCUUGAGUCUUCCCCCUUCUGUUGUGUUAAGUUAUUCUUGUUGAUGGGUAGAUAAGAAAAUCAAGCUUGUAAUAUAGGGUUGGAAAUGGCGUGUUAAUGUUUGAAUCUCUCCUUCAAUAAUAGGAUCUGGUGUUCUGUCAGAGAAUUGGAGGGACAUCCAAUAUUAUCUUUUGUAUGGGAAAGAAGUGUGUAUGCAGAGUAUGGCCGUAUGGCUAUUAAAAUUUGGGACAAAUUAAGCAGCAUAAUGGCACAGUUUGAGGACAACAAAAUGGAAUACGCCGAUGAUGAUGAUGACUCCUAUGACAUGGUUAGUUGGAAAGAGUUCUUCAUCAUCCCAACUGAUUCUGAUAAAGAAGACUCGUCUGAUGAAAUUAAAUCUCGGAAGAAUGAAAGCUGGAAAGAGUUCUGCUUGAGCUCUAUUGAUUCUGAUAAAGAAGACUCGUCUGCAGAAAGCAAAUCUCAGAAGAAUGAAUUAGAGUCUGAAGCCUCCUCGAGUGAUGAUGAGACUGACAUGAUUGAAUUGCAGUUUGACAGAGUUCUUGCUUAUGGGAAAGUAAAUCCCACCCUGUUUGAAUUUCCUGCACACGUCAAGCGCAAGGACACAGAGAUUAAAGAUGUUGUGAAGAACCAUGUCCUUCCUUUUCUUCCUGCCAAAUCGCUCAUCAGGUUCAGAACCAUUUCCAAGGACUGGGAUAAAUGGAUCAGUAGUCCCUUUCUAGCCCAUGCGCAAAGUUAUUCUUUCCAGAAAGUAUCUGGAUUCUUCUGUCAGCCUGGCGACUGCACUCCCACUUUCAUAACACUCGAUCAACAUGCUUACGGGAUUCCUAGCACCUCCCUCGAGUUCUUGCCAGAACCCACUGUAAUUCGAAGCUCCUGCAAUGGAUUGCUUCUAUGCCAAGGCCAUGAUGGAGAAAAUGUUUACUACAUUUGCAACCCAGUGAACAAGGAAUGGAGGGUACUUCCCAGGCCAAAUUACUACCAUCAGUCUGAACCGGCCAUUGUACUAGCCUUUGAACCCUGGGAGCUCAACAUUGCAGCUCAUUUCGAGCUCAUUUGUGCCUUCCCUUUAAUUGACGUCCCAAUAGUUUAUUUUGAAAUUUACUCUUCAGAGAAAAGGUCUUGGAGAUGCUCUACUGCGAGCUGCAUUGAACUGGGUGAAUUGACCACGCUGAAAGGUGGGUUUUACAUGAAGGGAAUGGUAUAUUGGGAAACUUCAUCAGGUAAUGUACUUGCCUUUGAUAUGAAAAAUGAAAUUUGUGGAAUUUUGCCGCUCCCUUGUGUCAGCGGAGAGGGUGGAGUUUUGGCUCAAAGGCAGGGGGAGUUGUGUUACGUUCAGGCACGUUAUCAGAAAGGGAAUGACUAUGCAAUAGCCAUAUAUGCGGGUAUGGAGAUGAGCCUGAAGCAUAAUAUUGCUGUGAAAAUCGAACGUGACCAGGGAGGAUUAACUCAUCAUCAGUGUCGAGCUUUGGCUUGUGUCAACGACGAUGUUGUGAUGAUUUUAGUUGGGAUGGUGGUGUAUUCUUAUCAUCUUAGAGAACAGAAAGUUGAAGUCAUUAGCAGGAGACAGGAUUUCGGGGGGAGGUACUUGCCAUAUGUGAAUAGCCUCGUGUUGUUGGCACCUGAGUACUAGUACGUCUCACACUUUCUUAUUGAGUCUUGGAAUGUAGGACUUAUUGAGUCUUUCACGAUGUUAAGUCUUUUGCUAUGUAAUUGAAUGGGAUGAUCUGAAUCCUUUUGCUUUUGCUUGCUUAGCAAAAUAUAUAUAAUUUGAAUAGGAGAUGGUGUUCUGUUUUU
Molecule: messenger RNA, 1863 nt
Organism: Camellia sinensis
Lineage: Eukaryota; Viridiplantae; Streptophyta; Magnoliopsida; Ericales; Theaceae
Source: RefSeq, a predicted model, not a curated record